Molecule: messenger RNA, 712 nt
Organism: Arachis ipaensis
Lineage: Eukaryota; Viridiplantae; Streptophyta; Magnoliopsida; Fabales; Fabaceae
Source: RefSeq, a predicted model, not a curated record
ACCGUGUCAACUGGAGUUAAAAUUUGAGUGAAGCAAAAGGAACAUAUUUGUUCUUUAUCUUACCUUCUGAUAAAGAAUAGAAUAGUGUCCUUAUGUUUAUCAAUUUGCCUGGUUUUUAUUUUUGACAUUAACUCCACCUUAAACAAUUUUGAUACUCACACUUAUUCACUUACAAAAUCCACCAAUAUCAUGGUUUUGCAGAUUGACGAAGAGCUUCUUCAGGAAGUGGUUAAUAUGGGAUUUGACAGAAAUAAAUUGGUUGAAUCUUUAUGCAACAGGAUCCAAAAUGAGAUGGGGCUGGUGAUGAUUUGUUUAAAGAGCUACGGAGGUUGUGCAGGGCCAUUAAUGGAUGUUCCUUGUGUUCAAGACAGAGUUUUCUAUUUCCCUCAGGGUCACAUUGAAUUGUUGCCAGAACCUACAGAACAAGAUUUGAGGCAGAUGAAGAACCAGAAAUCUCCCAAAUACGAUCUUCCGUCGAAUAAGAUAUUUAAAGAACAAGAUUUUUUUUCUCUUCUAUCAGAAGGUUAAUAACUUUUAUUAGAAGAUACUUAUGUAGGAUACAAUAUUUUGGUUUUUUAUAGUUUAUUAGUAGUAAAUUCUAAGUGGUCUAAUGUAUAUUUGAUAUGGGUAUGUUUAAUUUAGUGUGAGAUGUAUGAAUAUUCAUUUAUGAUCAUCCCAAUAUUUUUAGUUUAUUAUAAAUAUAUUUUGUUAA